Messenger RNA from Macadamia integrifolia, 3197 nucleotides. RefSeq names its product MDIS1-interacting receptor like kinase 2-like. Gene Ontology annotation, biological process: protein phosphorylation. Bases 1 to 1104 code for a protein of 367 amino acids. The record is from RefSeq and is a predicted model, not a curated record. NCBI's taxonomy places the organism in Eukaryota, Viridiplantae, Streptophyta, Magnoliopsida, Proteales, Proteaceae. Gene Ontology annotation, molecular function: ATP binding; protein kinase activity. The transcript is spliced from 4 exons.
AUGGGUAGCUUAGUAUCUCUUGAUUUCUCCUACAAUGAGUUGGUGGGUGUUGUUCCUAACAACAAAGUUUUCAAAAAUGCUUCACCACAAGCAUUUAGGAAUAAUAAAGGGUUAUGUGGUGACCUUCAAGAAGCAACAACAAGAAAUCAUGGCAAUAUAUUUUCCAUAUGGAAUUUCAAAGGCCAGAUUGCUUAUGAGGACAUUAUUCAAGAAACCGAGAAUUUUGAUUCCAAAUACUGUAUUGGAACUGGAACUUUUGGGAAUGUUUACAAAGUAGUGCUACCUACUGGCCAUGUUGUAGCCUUGAAGAAGUUCCACCCAUUGGAAGGUGAGACAAUAGUUAAUGAUGAAAGCUUUGGGAAUGAGAUGCGCAUAUUAACAGAAAUAAGGCAUCGAAAUAUUGUCAAACUUUAUGGAUUUUGUUUCCAUCCACGAUGCAUGUUUCUUGUGUAUGAGUACAUGGAAAAAGGAAGCUUAGCACGGAUUUUGAGUAACCAAGCAGAGGCUAUUGGGUUGGAUUGGCUGAAAAGAGUAAAUGUCAUCAAAAGUGUGGCUAAUGCUUUGUCUUACUUGCAUAAUGAUUGUAUUCCACCAAUAAUUCAUCGGGAUAUUUCAAGCAAAAAUAUACUGCUAGACUUGGAACUCGAGGCUCGUGUAUCUGAUUUUGGCAUUGCAAGACUAUUAAAGCCAGACUCAUCUAAUUGGACGUCACUUAAAGGAACUCAUGGAUAUAUUGCUCCAGAGCUUGCCUACACUAUGGCUAUAAUUGAGAAGUUUGAUGUAUAUAGUUUCGGAGUACUAGCACUAGAAAAAAUUAUGGGAAGGCAUCCAGGGGAGCUCAUCUCAUCUUUAACGUCAAUAGUUGGCCAAAAGAUGCUGUUAAGGGAUAUGUUAGACCCAUGCCUAACAUCUCCAUCAGAUCAAAAGGUUGCAAAGGAUGUGAUUUCCAUUGUGAGAAUAGCACUUGCAUGUUUACGCAGUCACCCACAAUCCCCUCCAACUAUGUAUCAAGUAUUGGAAGAGCUACUUGUUCUUCGACCAUCAGUUGUGGAACAUUUUCAUACAAUUUCUAUAGGUGACCUAAAUGAUAUUGACGUGCAAUAAUUGUGAUUGAAUAUUCAUUUGACCUACAGGGGAUUGAGGCAAUUCAUUUGAGACUACACUCAAAAUUAAACAAUAGUUCCCAAGGUCAGCCUUCUAUUAAUUGCCUCAUCUUUUUUAAUCCAGUUUUCAAAACUAUAUAACCCUUUUGGGAUUUUGAUAGGGAUGGCAUGGCUAAAGUCCUCAUUGUAGACAAUACAGAUGGUCUUUAUUUCUUUGGAGGUGAUUCUUUUCUGAAAACAUUUUUUUUUUUUUAAGGUCAGCAAAGUAUAUGUAUUAAAAGUGAAGAAAGAAUACAGAAAAAAAAUCUAAAUCUUUUCUGAAAACAUUUGUAACUAUAGUUUCUCUAUUUUAAAAUGUACACUUAGCUUUCGUAGUUAUCGGCUUAUUUUAAUUUUACUAAAUGAGGUUUUUCUAAUGUCAAUUAAUUCACCUUGAUCCCUUUCUUAUUUUGGAAUUUAGAAGUGGCAGUUGAAGUUGAAGGAAGCCACAAAGGCUACUCUAUUAUUUCAGCCUCAUGUUGUAGUGACAAUUGACUCCAAGGGUUCUCUUUUCACCUCCUUAGACAAUUACGUGAUAGCAUUCUACCAAUUUUCUUUCAUAGUGACAUGGAGACUCAAUUUUUGAUAUUGUUAUAAAAUGAGGGAAUGUUAUGCCAUCUGAUUAUUCUGUUCCUUAUCUUAUGCUUUAGUUAUCUAGUCUAUCAGAGUUAUUUGAUGAAUGCUUUUAUGGAUAUAUAAGGAAUAUGAAGAAUUCAAAGUUCAGAUAAAUGGGUAGUUUUCAUGGCAAGAAGAUCCCCAAGGAGGGUUGAACUAUGAAAAAUGAAACACCAUGGCCAAAGAACAUUAUAUGGGAUCAUCCAGAUAAGGUGCAACUCUAUUUACAAUAGAAUGAUCCGAGUACCAUUAAUUGUAGGAGAGCUGUUCAAGACUAUGGAUUUCUGGUUGGUUGAUAUGUGUUAAAAUACUAUAGUUAACCUAGAAGGUAUACUUCAUGAGAAUGAAUUGUUUGGCUUAAUAUCCUUUUGUCAUGAUUUUAGUGCCUGGAUACGAAUCUAAUAUGUAGAAGAUUUGAGAAAUAGAUUUCUAACCUUAUAUUGUUUUUAUACACAAAAUAUGACAUCUUUAAUUAAAAUGUCUGCUUAUACAACAUUUUGCUUGAAACUGAACUACAUUUAAAGACGAGAAAAUGGUAAAAUAGUUGGGAUCCAUAUUGGUUCUUUUGUUUCUAAAUAUAUGAUUUGUACUACAGAUAUUUCUUAGACAAAAUGGUGUUCGCGAUACUGAAGGAAAUGAAUUUUCAUAUCUGAUUUAUGUUUCUCAAGAGAAGCCAUUGGAAUUUGAUCACCACAAAUACAUUGUGUGAUGAAAUGUCUACCAUAGGAAGAGUGUGAGACCAAUUGAGAUUGAGGUCUGUUAUGCUGAUUUUGUCCAACUUUUAAGUAUUUUCUUUAUCAUUUUUUCUUUAAUUUUGUAGAAAUGAUGAGUGUUCUUAGUGUAAAUGUCUUUUCAAAUUUACUCCCAUUCAUUUUUCUUUAAUAGACACCUUUAUCUAUUCUGUUACUUCUAAUCAGCCUUUCUUCCUUUUUUCCAGGUUUACAUGUUCAAGUAACAUAAUCUGCUAUUAUGUUACUUCUCUCUCUCUCUCUUAUAUAAGUAUAAGAUAGAUAAAGGUGGAAAUUAAAGAUCUUACCUCUCUAAUUUUCUUCGUUUCAUGUUUUAUGUCCAAAGCCGAGUCAGUUCCGCGAAUUUCAAUUUUCACGAGAAAUUCCCAUGAUAGAAGAAGGUUCUUUUGGGUGCUCUGUUUUGUACAAGAAUUGUGUUGUGACGGCAUGUGACAGUGAUAUUCUUAUCCAGUGAAGAUAAGAAGGUGAUAUUUUUUUCUUGUAUUUUUCAUUGACGGUAUUGAAGUGAGAGUGUUAUUGUUUUUGUGAUUCUACCUUAUUAUUUGGUGAGAUAUUUUGUUUUUUCAAGAGUGGGUUAGUGUCAUUGAUGCUUAUUGGUAGCCUCUAGUUUAUCUAGAGAGGAACAUUGUAAUCUCAUUAUUUACAUAGUGGAAGUUUGAUCUGGACUAAGUCCCGUGGUUUUUACCUCUCA